Molecule: messenger RNA, 552 nt
Organism: Rodentolepis nana
Lineage: Eukaryota; Metazoa; Platyhelminthes; Cestoda; Cyclophyllidea; Hymenolepididae
Source: the annotation of a GenBank genome assembly
AUGAACAAGCUUCCAGGAUUUAUCGCUUCGAGCAUUUCGUUGGUCGGCGGCUUGCCUCGUCGAUGCUUCCGAUUUGUGCCGAGUAAACCUCUUUGGCGAUGGCAUGACGAUAGAAGUCCGUGUUCUGAUGAAUCGGUCUUCUUCAUUCCUUCUGAAGAAAUUCCCCCCAAGAUUGAGUUGGACACUCAAACACUGAAACUUCUUGAAAGGCUCAGUUUAGUCAGUUUUAACGAGGAAAAAACCAAGAAAACUGUAGAAGAGGCUAUCCGUUUUGCUGACUGUCUCCUCACUCCUUCAGCUUUUCGAGGUGAAGGAGUAACCAUGGCAACAGUGGAACCCAUGUUUAGUCUCCUUGGUGAAGAGGGAUUCGAGCCCCUUUCCAUGAUGACAGAUGACGAAGUCUGGUCGCAAGAGGAGACAGCUGAAACUGCUGCCCAUAUUAUGACUCAUGCUGCAGUAACAUGGGAGAACUAUCUUGUGGCACCGCCGGGAAAUAAGCCCAUUCAUCCAGAAUUUAUUCGAGCGGAAAAUGUAUCGGAGUCAGAAAAGUGA